Molecule: messenger RNA, 3060 nt
Organism: Labrus bergylta (ballan wrasse)
Lineage: Eukaryota; Metazoa; Chordata; Actinopteri; Labriformes; Labridae
Source: RefSeq, a predicted model, not a curated record
AUGGUUUACCUGCACAACGUGCAGCGGGUCAAAGUUUGUGGUGACCUGACGGUUCACAUGAGAAGAUCUCACACAGCGGCCGCAGCCUUCCUCCUCCCUGAGGUGUGCUUCCGCUUUGCGGUCCAUGUGGGAGCACAGAUUAAAGCACUUUCGUACUCGGAUCAGUCCGCCUGCGGACUGGACAGAAGGCCCUGUACCGAAAUGGUCGGGUCCGAGUAUGUGUACCUUUACACCCCUAGAGUUAGUAUAAAUGCUUUUGUUUGUGUUCCUCCAGAUGUUCCACAGCAACAUGUCUGUAAGGAGGAGGAGGAGGUUUUGGUCGACCAGCAGCUCUGUAAUCAGGAGAGGAACUCCAGUCCAGACCAAGAGGAGCCAGAGCCUCCACAGAUUGAAGAGGAGCAGGAGGAACACUGCAGCAGUCAGGAGGGAGAGCAGCUCGUACUGAAGGAGACUGACACAUCCAUGUUGACUCUUACUCAUGAGGAGAGAGACCACAGUGAAGCACAACUACUAAAUGAACAUCAGCCCAUUUCUAACAGCUCUCAUGAUGCUGAAGAUCAAGAUCCCACAGGAAGUGAGCACAUCAACAAGGGACUAACUUCUGCUGAAGACAAAUUUGUAGUUUCAAAAAAUACUAACGUCGCGUAUGAGGGAGGGAUCGAUUGGAAGAGCAGACUGCUGGAUAUCGUUUGGAAACCUCACAUCUACCUAAACAGAAUAGAUGUUCCACAGCAACAUGUCUGUAAGGAGGAGGAGGAGGUUCUGGUCAACCAGCAGCUCUGUAAUCAGGAGAGGAACUCCAGUCCAGACCAAGAGGAGCCAGAGCCUCCACAGAUUAAAGAGGAGCAGGAGGAACACUGCAGCAGUCAGGAGGGAGAGCAGCUCGUACUGAAGGAGACUGACACAUCCAUGUUGACUCUUACUCAUGAGGAGAGAGACCACAGUGAAGCACAACUACUAAAUGAACAUCAGCCCAUUUCUAACAGCUCUCAUGAUGCUGAAGAUCAAGAUCCAGAAGGAAGCGAGCUCGGAGACUCAGAAUCAACUAGAAAAUCAGAACCAAAGAAAAAACUUCCCAAAAGAAGAAGUAAGAACACUAAAACAUCAGAAACUGACUGUAAUCUUCACCAGGGGGAAAAGUCUUUUAAAUAUGACACAUGCGGCAAAUCUUUUAAGAUAAAGUCAGGAUUACAAAACCAUCUUAGUGUCCACAGGGCUAAAGCGAUGCAUACUUGCAAUACUUGUGGGAAAAUAUGCAGUUCAAAAUCAGUGCUGAUAAUUCAUAAAAGAACUCACACAGGUGAGAGGCCUUACUCCUGCAGCAUCUGUGAUAAAAGAUUCAUCUGCCAGAGGACAUUGAAUCGUCACAACACAAUUCAUAAAGGUGAAAAGCUGUUUACCUGCACAACAUGCAGCAAAUCAUUCAGAAGAAAAUGUCAUUUAACAAGCCACAUGACAACGCACACAGGUGAGAAGCCGUUUACCUGCACAACAUGUGGGAAAAAAUUCACUCAGAAACGGUCGUUAGGUUCACACAUUCACAUUCACACAGGUGAGGGGCUGUUGUUUACCUGCACAACAUGCAACAAAGCUUUCAGAAAAAAAAGUCAUUUAACAGACCACAUUAGAAUACACACAGGUGAGAAGCCGUUUACCUGCACAACAUGCAGCAAAUCAUUCAGAUUAAAACGUAAUUUAACAAUCCACAUUAGAACACACACAGGUGAGAAGCCGUUUACCUGCACGACAUGCAGCAAAUCAUUCAGAUUCAAACGUAAUUUAACAAUCCACAUUAGAACACACACAGGUGAGAAGCCCUAUUCAUGCAAAACAUGUAAGAAAAAAUUCACUCAGAAAUCGUCCUUAAACUCACACAUUCACAUUCACACAGGUGAGAGGCUGUUAACCUGAAAAGAUUAGAUUUACGAUGCCGGCAAUUUAGAAUCGUCACAUUCGCUCUCAUACAGGUGAAAAGGAGUACACCUGUGGCACCUGUGGGUCAUCAUUCAGCAGGAGAAGUUAUUUGAAUAAUCACAUUGAACAAAUUAAUUCAAGUAAAAAGCCGUUUUUCUGCACAACAUGCAGCAAACCUUUCACAUUCAACAGUACUUUGACAACCCACAUGAAAAUACAGACAGGUGAGAGGCCUUUCUCCUGUAGCAUCUGCAAUAUAAGUUUCAUUCGCAAAUCAGUAUUGAAUUGGCACUACUCGAUUCAUGAAGGGGAACAGCUGUUUACCUGCACAACAUGCAACAAGUCUUUCAGAUUUAAAAGUAAUUUAACAGGACACAUGAGAACACACACAGGGGAGAAGCCUUACUCCUGAAGCACCUGUGGGAAAGGAUUUGCGCUGCAGUCAACUUUGACUCGUCACAUUCACUCUCAUACAGGUGAAAAGCCAUCCACUUGUGGUACAUGUGGAAAGUCGUCUAGAUAAGCACAUAGAAAUUCAUGAAGGUUAAAAUGGUUUACCUGCACAACGUGCAGCGGGUCAAAGUUUGUGGUGACCUGACGGUUCACAUGAGAAGAUCUCACACAGGUGAGAUGCCGUACCUUUGUAAGUUCUGGAAAGAUUCUUUGAUUCUUUUUUUUGAUCAGAUGAAACCACAUGCAGAUAAGAAGUUAUGAGUAUGCAGAUGUGAUUUGGUUCAAGUGAUGGCUCUGAAUCAACACUGAGGAUUUCUGUUCAUCAGACCUGCAGAUGCCCAUGACUGACAAUCAAUAAAUUGCACAUUGUAACUUUUGAUGUAAGUUGCCUAAUCACAGUUUAGCUUAUUUUAAGAAAAGUUACCGAGUUAACCCUUGUUUUUAAAGUACCGCUUCUUUUGAUUUAGAAGAUUUAUUUUUGGGGCGUUUAGCUUUUAUUUGAAAGGACAGUGUAUUGAGUAGGAAACCCAGUCAUCACAGAGUGGUGAUUGACAUUCAUGAAAGGAGCCACAGGUCUGACCCUCACCCAGGACACCCACUUGGAGUAUUAUAUCACCCAUACAUUUGGCACCCUGCAUUGUAUUGUUUUUAAUUGUAAAGAAAUAUAAAUCAAUAAAAUCAUUACACAAUCAA